AAAGCAAAAACGUCAAUAGGUUAAUUUGUAUCAUUGUAUGUACCCUGCACUGUUGGGACCAUUGAAUUACAAUCGUACAUGUUAUCAGUUAGCUGUAAUAGCAUUUGUACUUCUCCAUGUCUCAAAUAAUCGCUGAUAAUGUGGACGUUGCUUGUUAUUACACAACAAAGCACUCGUGGAGGGGAAAAUACAAACGUUUAUUUGCCGUUGGAACGAAAGGUAUUACGACGUACAAUCCAAACUCAUUAGAAAUUACAAACCAAUGGUCAUACAGCGACUUUGCUGGAAUUCUUGCCGAUACCAAAUCGAAAAACAACAAUGAAUUCAUCAUAUCACUCAGAAAGACCGGAAAAAAGCAUGAAACGAUGCGAUUUUCAAGCGACUAUAGAGAAGAUGUUAUAACAGAAGCUCUGCGCUACUGCAAUCAUUUCUCCGAGACUUACCAUAAAGUACAAAGGUUUAAUGCAAUGAAACAUCAUUGGACAGACACCAGGCUACCUGUUGUGCUUGAGGUUGGGGCUGGUGGCUUGCAUCAAAUAGAAGCUUCAACCAAAGCCACUUUAUCUUCGUAUGAUUAUAAAAGCAUUGAAGGUUUUACCGAGGUUUCUGGAUACCCAGGUGGCAUAGCAGUUAUUUACAGCUUUGGAAGAAUGCAUCUAUUUGCGUGUCAACAAGCGGAUGAUUUGAUCCGAGCUUGUGUGGAUGCAGCUGCAAGGAAUGUAGGGAUUGUUCUAAAGAAGAGGAAGGAGCCAAUCACGUUUGAUCAGUUUGUAAACUACCGGCUGGGUAAAUAUAGUGAGGAUGAACAUAUUACUUCGUUGGCGGAGUUCCCUGUGCAAAAGAUCACAAAUCGUGCAAUGGAGCCAGUCAGAAGAACUUUAUGCUUAAGUGAGACUUGUAUAUUGGAGAGAGAUCCCGGCACUUAUUGCAUUCCGACUUUGCACCCACUAUCUGAGAUCUUUUCACUCGUUCGAAGCAUGCAUGACCCACAAAGAUUCACUAUCGAAUAUCGUAACGGACAAAGUCGGCAUUAUGCUUCUACUGACAGGGAUUCAUUGCUUGCUACUUUACUUGAUGGUGUGCGUGCCAGUGGUAACAGGGAUGUCUGUAUUAAGAUGACCCCAACCAACUUGGGUCAAAGGUUGGGACCCCAGAGAGUAUAUUUAGACGAGGAUGUGGAGAGCAUGCACCUCAAGUUCCUUUCUCAACAUCCAACUGGAAACUUUACUGAUGCUGUGUUCAGAUUUAACAACUGCGUGCAAUACAGGGGUUUACUAUGGGCAGUUAAACAGGAUGGAUUCUUUUCUGAAAACAAAGAAAAAAUGAUUAACAGUGCAAUAAACGCCCUGCUGGAAAAAGAGGGUGAUCAGGACAAAAUAUCUGACCAAGAGUUGGAAGCACAGUUUCACGCUCUGCGUAGACUGGUGGCUUCCAAAGCUGGUUUCUGUGCUUUCACACAACUUCCAAGGUUCAGGGAAAGCCUUGGGAUGAAAGUGAUUAAAGCUUUGCAGAGGAACAGUGAUGGUGUGACACACGCUGCUAUUGAUACUUUGUCUACAUUGCUGAGUCCUAUGCACGAUAAAUACGAUCUUCGGCAAGAACAACUGAACAAAGCAUCAUUGCUCUCAUCCAAGAAGUUUCUGGAAGCUUUACUUAAGCAGUUUGAAGAAAGAGUGUUCAAAGGCAGGGGAGCAUUGGUGAUAAGUGCAAUGUUGGAUUUCCUCACCUUUUCAUUAUGUGCACCACAUAGUGAAACUACUGAAGGAAAAUGCUUUGACCAAUUGCUGCAGUUGGUGGCUGACAUGGGGCGCUGUCUGUUCAAGUUAUUUCAGCAUCCAUCAAUGGCGAUAGUUAAAGGGGCUGGGUUGGUCAUGAAAGCAAUUAUUGAGGAAGGAGAUUCAGAAACUGCAGCUCACAUGCAGGAACUCGCCCUUGCUGAGGGGGCAUUACCGCGCCAUCUUCACACUGCAAUGUUCACGAUGUCAGCUGACACCCGUCUCCUCAUAAACCGCCAACUAAGUCGUCAUCUACUCGGCUUAUGGGUGACGGGCCAUCCGCCAGCUAUGGGGUUACUCAAGAGAAUUCUGCCUGCAGGUUUGCUUGCUUACCUUGAUUCAGAUGAUGAAGUUCCACAAAGUGAACAGGACUUGCUUCAUAUGCGUGAUAACCUUAAGUCAGCAAUCGAUCAGACGAAGCAGAAUUCUCAAUGGAGGCAACUUGACCGACAACUUAAACAGAUUGAGCGACUUGUCAGCAAACAAGCCAAUGUUUUGCUAACUCACUGGAGAGACACGAUUGGAAUUGAAAAACAAAAUCAGAAUCAACAAAAACCUAUUGUUUUAAGAAAACGAAGACAGAGAAUUAAAACAGAGGCCAACUGGCCCUUGUUUUACUAUAAUUUUACGAUUGACCAUGCCAAGCCAAAUCUCAUUUGGAACCACAAGACUCGUGAAGAAUUGAAAACAGCUUUAGAAAACGAGAUGAGAGCAUUUCAUAUUGACCAGGAACUUGGUAGGACAACUGAAAUUGCAUGGAAUCAUCAUGAAUUUGAGGUCCAAUACGAAUGUCUUGCUGAUGAAAUAAAGAUUGGAGAUUAUUAUCUUCGUUUGCUCUUAGAGGAAGAGUUUGAAGAGGAGUUAGCGAUCAAGCGAUCAUAUGAGUUCUUCAAUGAUCUUUACCAUCGAUUCCUACUUACCCCCAAGACUGCCAUGAAAUGCAUGUGUUUGCAAGCCAUGGCUAUUGUGUAUGGGAAGUGUUGGGAGGACAUUGGGGCUUUCAAUGACACCAAGUACAUUGUUGGGAUGCUGGAAAGGUGUUCAGACAGAUUGGAACGAGAUCGAAUAAUUUUGUUCGUUGAGAAACUGAUAAAGCAUAAGAGGAACGUAAAAGAGGUUCUGGAUGCAAACGGAGUCCGGAUUCUUGUUGACCUUCUCAGCAUGGCCCACUUGCACACAACGCGCGCGCACGUGCCCACACAGCGCAACGUGAUCGAGGCCACAGCUGAGAUGAUGUCGGGUGCUGGGGAAAAGGAAUGGUAUUUUGGGAACAAGGAGAAGGAAAGACUCGGCCCUUACAGCUUCAAUGAGGUAAAUACUUUGUGGCCUUACUUUUGGCACUGCCUGCACAUAAUAGACCAGAUAUUCAUCGUAAUGUAUUUCCAGUUGCUUCUUACAUUUGAUCCAAUCUUGGUGGAAAAGGUUGCCAUUCUACUGCUUGAUGUGAUGAUGGACAAUCCUUCACUCUCUCGCAUUUAUUUAUCAGGCGUUUUCUUCUUCAUCUUAAUGUACACGGGUUCAAAUGUUCUUCCUGUUGGAAAAUUCCUGCAAUAUCUUCAUCUUAAGCAAGCAACAAGAGCUACAGAAGAGUCCUCCAGUGAGAUGCUCGCACGCAGCAUCCUGGGAGCGCUCUUCCCGGAGGCGAUGAUCCAUUACCUUGAAAACUACGGAGCGGAGAAGUUUUCCGAGAUUUUCUUGGGAGAGUUCGAUACUCCUGAGGCGAUCUGGAACAGUGAGAUGAGGAGAUACAUGAUAGAGAAGAUAGCAGCUCAUAUUGCCGACUUCUCUCCACGUUUAAUGAGCAAUGUGAGAGCCAUCUAUCAGUACGUACCUAUUCCUGCCAUCAGCUUUCCUCAGCUAGAAGAAGAAUUAUUUUGUAAUAUUUAUUACCUGCGUCACCUAUGCAAUGAGACUAGAUUCCCAGACUGGGAAAUUAAAAAUCCGGUCUCAUUCCUGAAAGAUGUGUUGGGAGCUUGGAAGAAAGAAGUCGAGAAAAAGGGACCAAAUAUGUCGUAUGAUGAAGCAUAUGAUACACUACGUCUACCUAAGGAUAAAGCUCCGUUUAAUGAAAGCCAGAUACGAAAGGCUUACUUUAGAAUGGCACAGAAAUAUCAUCCAGACAAGAAUCCGGAGGGCAGGGAUAUAUUUGAAGCAGUGAACAAAGCUUAUGAGUUCCUCUGCACAAAGAAGAAGAGAGUGGUUGAUGGUCCUGAUCCACAAAACUUGCUCCUUAUUCUUAAAACACAAAGCAUAUUGUUCAGGAGAUUCAAGGAAGAGCUCGCGCCAUACAAGUACGCUGGCUACCCUGCCCUUAUUAAAACCAUCACCAUGGAAACUGGGGAUGUAGAUUUAUUUAGUAAAGCAGAACCCUUGUUACCUGAAGCAACCGAACUGGCUUUCCAUACCGUCAACUGCUCUGCAUUAAAUGCUGAAGAACUGAGGAGAGAAAAUGGAAUUGAGAUUCUUCAAGCUGCCUUUGCACGUUGUGUAUCGAUGCUCUCAUUCUCUUCCACCCAAGAUGAUGUAGCAGUUAAAGUUUGCAUGCAUGUGUGUCGCUGUUAUGCGGUGGCUGCACAGUUUGAGGAGUGCAGGGAAAAAUUUAUGGCAGAUUCGAACAUAGUAAAGGACGUUUGCAGAAUCCUGUAUUACAAGACCCUACCAAGACUAUGCAGCGUCGCUACAGAAUGUGUGAGUGCGUUUGCUAUGGACAUGGCUCUACAAACCCAACUAUUCAAGUGUGGAGUGUUAUGGCAUCUGUUGCUGUACUUGUUCAACUAUGACUUUACACUGGAGGAAGGAGGAGUUACUAAGAGUGAGAAUACCAACCAACAGGAAGUUGCAAAUAGGUUGGCACGGCUGAGCAUUCAUGCCCUUGCUUGUUUGGGUGGUUACCUUACACAAGAACCCGUCAAUCCAUUGCUUCAUAAAUCCCUGUGCUCACUAAUCACGCCUUAUCUCACCAAACUUAUUGGGCAAGCAAAAUAUUCGGAGGUAUUGAAAGUACUUAACAGCAACACUGAGAAUCCAUACUUAAUGUGGGAUAAUGGAACCAGGUUUGAGUUGGUUGAAUAUCUUGAACAGCAACAACAAGACACUGUUCGGACUGGAAAUUGUGAUCCCUCGUACGGAGCAGAUUUUGUCUUCUCUCUUCACCAGAAGGAACUCAUUGUUGGCGAUAUAUUUGUUCGAAUAUACAACGAACAACCAACUUUUAGUAUUGAAGAACCAAAGAUCUUCUGCCAAAAACUGCUUGAAUAUCUUCUUAAAAUAUCUGAGUUACCAACAUUAAGUGAGGAGAACUUGACGUACUGUAGUUAUGCCUUGCAAGCUUUGUCCAAUGUUAUAAAGAACAACCCAGGCAAUGAGGUUGAAUGCAUCGGACACUUCCAACUUUUAUUCAGUUUACUCAACAGUAAAUAUAAAGCUGAUGUUCAAUUAAUGGCAUUGGAGCUACUAACAGUGGUCACGAACAACAAGAUGUGUGUAGAAAACAUAGCUGACUGCAGGGUUUGCACUCUUCUCCUUCUAACACUACGUGGUCUCAGUAGUAAUGGCGCAACGAACGUACUCAACAUUUUUCAUGCUCUAUCUUCCAACACCAAAGUCGUUAAAGAACUUCUACAGCAAGGAGCUGUGUUGUAUUUAUUGAACGUAUUCUGCAACUCCACCAACCCAGCGUUGCGUCAACAAACGGCUGAACUAUUUUCAAAACUCACAGCAGAUAAACUAACUGGGCCCAAGAUCCGCAUCCAUCUCAGCAAGUUUCUCCCUGUUAUCUUUGUGGAUGCGAUGCAGAGUUCCCCUGAAGCAUCAGUUCAUAUGUUCGAGGGAAAUCAUGAAAACCCAGAGCUUAUUUGGAACGAUCAGUCUCGUGAAAGUGUCUGUGGUUCUGUGAAGCAAAUAACAGCAGAUCUAUACAAGGAACAGUUGGUGAAACCAAACACCCCGUGGCAUCUCCCGAGUAACUUUGUGCCCGUGUACCAAGGUGUGGAUGCCGAUGAAUUAGAGGUUGGGGGUGUGUACCUGCGUUUGUUCAUAUCCCAACCAGGUUGGGUUCUUCGUAAACCUCGUGAGUUUACUGUUGAGAUCAUGAAUUCUUUCACGAAGAUUAUUUCAUCAACAAAACUUCACGGUGAGACACUUGAAACUGUUACUCAAGCUGUUUGUUGCUUGUUUGCCAUGCAACCAACACUAGCUGAGCAUAUUCCAUCGCUUGGCCAUCUCCCAACUGUAUUCAAACAAAUGGCGAAUAAGAACGACGCAAUUCCCAACGCGUGCAUUUCAGUGGUGCACGUUUUGUCCGAUAAUGAGACAUGUGUGCAAGGUUUUGCGGAGACAGAUUGCAUGAAACCACUGAUAGUUGGAAUGAAGGCGAGACCUGACAAAGUUGGUCUUGCAUGCGAGGCUCUGCAUCGAAUGUUCAGUAAAAAUAUCAGCCCCAAACUUAUGGCCCAGGUUGUGCAGUCAGGGCUUGUGGCUUACCUAUUACAACUAUUAGAUGACACAGCUUUACAAAACACUGGAAUGUCUUCAACCAAAGCUCAGAUCGUGAAGUCUUUGAAAGCAAUGACACACAGCUUAGAGUAUGGUGAACAGAUUCAAGAAGAAUUAAACAAAUCCAGGACCUGGGCAGCAUACAAAGAUCAAAUGCAUGAUCUCUUCAUAUCCAACACUUCAGUGGCCGGCUAUCUAACUGGCGGACCCGCAGUGGCUGGCUACCUUACUGCUGCCCCAACUCGUUCAAUGCCCCAAUCACCCCCUUCUGUUGAAGAUGUUACCCCCUAAAAGACCCCACAUUUAUAUAGGGGGGUCUCGUGUUAAAGUGGGGUCUAUUAUUGUUGCUCCGUUAUUUUUAAAUCAACCAAUCAUUCGCGAUACGAGCGCCAAAUUUCAGAUGGUUGUUUAACAAUUUAUAAAUGAUUCGAACUCACUUUGUUUGACAUUAACGCCUGUCCGAAUGUGGUGUCAUAUUAACCAUUAUUGAGACUUAAUAUUUAUCAAUUUAAAAAAACGAUCCUUCAAUGAACUAUAGUGCCAACUGUUUAGGAAGUUUUAAAACCCAACAUUUUCAUAUUUUUGGGAGAUUUCUUGUACAACUUCAAGCAACAAUUACUCGUAUGAUUUAAAAGCAUAUUGUUACCAUACACCACUCUAUGCAUCAUCCCCGAGUAAUAUCUCCGUUUCGAAAUGCAUCAUCACUUAUAGUAAUUGGAAAGUAGCAAUGUGACAUGCCUUGCUCACCGUGGUCCAAUUUGGUCGUUUUUACAUUUUUCUCAAUUUUUAUGUUCCGUUUGUGCAAUCUGUUUGUUGUGAAAAUGUAACCGUGUCUAAGUGAAAAAUUGUCGAGAAAUUUACUUUGCUCAAUACCUGUUUCCAUUAUCAGCAAGUGCCGUUCUUGAAACUGCGAGUUCAAAUUCCUUCGCCUUUUCUACCCUAAUCUGUCAAUUCCAUAAUAUUAGGCGUGUAUUUAUUUUCCCGCACUAACGAGGCCUAAAUGUGUGAUUUCAUUUAUCUUAUAAUAUUUCGCGAUCGCAUACAAAUAAAAUUAUUUUAUUCAUUGUA
This is a messenger RNA of Ciona intestinalis (vase tunicate), 7337 nucleotides long. Lineage: Eukaryota; Metazoa; Chordata; Ascidiacea; Phlebobranchia; Cionidae. The record is from RefSeq and is a predicted model, not a curated record.